This is a messenger RNA of Homarus americanus (American lobster), 732 nucleotides long. Its product is annotated as leucine-rich repeat extensin-like protein 3. The transcript is spliced from 3 exons. The record is from RefSeq and is a predicted model, not a curated record. Gene Ontology annotation, cellular component: extracellular matrix. NCBI's taxonomy places the organism in Eukaryota, Metazoa, Arthropoda, Malacostraca, Decapoda, Nephropidae. Bases 88 to 639 code for a protein of 183 amino acids.
CGGGCUGGGCCUUGGAUCACCCCGCCACUAUAUAACGUGGGCGACCAUCUCUGUUCUUCACUUGACUUCAACCGUCGCAGCUUCACUAUGGCUCUCAAGGUUCUUGUAGUGUCUGCCCUUGUGGCGGCCACCCUCGCCCUACCUGAAAAUCGUCCUGUCAGGACCUACGGCGUUCCUCCUCCCCCCCCACCUCCUCCUCCACCUACCUACGGUGCUCCACCUCCUCCACCACCCCCUCCCCCACCUCCUCCACCCACCUACGGUGCCCCACCUCCUCCUCCACCCCCUCCCCCCACCUACGGUGCUCCAGCUCCUGCCCCAGCUUACGGCACCCCCGCACCAGUGUCUCCUCCUAAAUACGACUUCAGCUGGGAAGUGAAGGACCAUUAUGACACAGACUUCGGCCACCAGGAGACCCGUGACGGCUACGACACCCAAGGCUCCUACUACGUGCUGCUUCCCGACGGUCGUCUGCAGAAGGUGGACUACACUGUCAACGGAGACUCCGGCUUUGUGGCCGAAGUGACUUUCGAGGGUGACACUAAGUACCCAGCACCCCAGCCCUCCUACACCCCAGCUCCAGCUCCUACCUACGGCCCCCCUGCCCAAACCUACCAACCAGCCCCGACUUACGCUUAGACUCUCAAUAUAGAUGGUAGUAACUUGUAUUUAAGAACAGGGUAUUUUAUGUGAGCUUCUUUAAUGUAAUAAUAAUAUUAAAUAUGAAGUAAC